Raphanus sativus (radish) is the source of this 2394-nucleotide messenger RNA. Its product is annotated as sucrose transport protein SUC4. The transcript has 6 exons. Gene Ontology annotation, biological process: sucrose transport. Gene Ontology annotation, cellular component: vacuole; plasma membrane. The record is from RefSeq and is a predicted model, not a curated record. The coding region runs from base 416 to 1969 and encodes 517 amino acids. NCBI's taxonomy places the organism in Eukaryota, Viridiplantae, Streptophyta, Magnoliopsida, Brassicales, Brassicaceae. Gene Ontology annotation, molecular function: sucrose:proton symporter activity.
CCAUUAGCCGUGGGCGGUCGGGGCGUUACAAGUGGUAUCAGAGCUGGUUAGCCGUCUCAGUUCUGACCUGAGAGGCGUGUUGAGACCUGUCGUGGGGCGCAACGAGGGCGUUGCGUUCUUUGAGAGGGGGUGAAUUGUAACAUCCCGAGUUGUGAUAUGUGAAAAGGCUUAAGAGAAUUGAUUUGGCUACCUAUGUCACCAAAGUUGACUUACCUUUUCCGGAGCACAUCCUGAAAGAACUCCAGAGUUAAGCGUGCUUGAGCUGGAGUAGUGGAAGGAUGGGUGACCUAUCGGGAAGUGAUUCGCGAUAGCGUGCGAGUGAGGCCAAAGCACGGGGAAAGGUCGGGUGGUGAUUGCAGGGUUAGUAAACAAUGAUUUCGAGCCUUGAAAAAUUAACGACCGACCGUCGGAUGGGAUGGGGCCCACGGGCCGAGAGAGCGGGCGUGGGUGGCCCAUUAGCCGUGGGCGGUCGGGGUGUUACAGUCCACCUCUGCCACGACCGCCUAAUCCUUCUUCUCGUCCCGCCGUGGCUAGACCAAAGGUCUCGAAGCGCGUGCUCCUCCGCGUAGCUUCCGUCGCGUGCGGGAUCCAGUUCGGCUGGGCGCUCCAGCUCUCCCUCCUCACUCCUUACGUGCAGGAGCUGGGGAUCCCACACGCUUGGGCCAGCGUGAUCUGGCUCUGCGGCCCGCUCUCUGGACUGUUCGUGCAGCCUCUCGUCGGCCACAGCAGCGACAGGUGUAAGAGCAAGUACGGUCGCCGGAGACCGUUUAUCGUCGCCGGAGCCGUGGCCAUCGCUAUCUCCGUUUUGGUCAUAGGACACGCGGCGGAUAUCGGGUGGGCGUUUGGGGAUAGAGAAGGGAGGAGGAUUAAGCCGAGGGCGAUCGUGGCUUUCGUGUUGGGGUUUUGGAUUCUUGACGUGGCUAAUAACAUGACUCAAGGUCCUUGUAGAGCUCUCCUCGCUGAUCUUACUGAGAAUGAUAAUCGCAGAACCAGAGUAGCAAACGGCUACUUUUCUCUAUUUAUGGCUGUUGGAAAUAUUCUUGGCUACGCUACUGGAUCAUACAACGGUUGGUACAAGGUCUUCCCUUUUACCAAGACCGUUGCAUGCAAUGUGGAAUGCGCCAAUCUCAAGUCUGCAUUCUAUAUAGACGUGGUCUUUAUUGCGAUAACUACGAUCUUGAGUAUCUCAGCGGCUCAUGAGGUGCCUCUCGGGUCGUUGUCAGCCUCUGACGCACAUGGGCAAUCAAGUGGAACAGAUGAAGCUUUUCUUACCGAGAUACUCGGCACUUUCAAAUAUUUUCCAGGAAGUGUUUGGAUGAUCUUGCUUGUUACGGCUCUGACAUGGAUCGGUUGGUUCCCGUUUAUUUUGUUUGAUACUGAUUGGAUGGGUCGAGAGAUCUACGGCGGUGAACCGAACCAAGGCGCUUCUUAUAGUGCUGGUGUCAGUAUGGGUGCGCUUGGUUUGAUGUUGAACUCUGUUUUUCUCGGGAUCACUUCGGUGCUCAUGGAGAAACUUUGCAGAAAGUGGGGAGCUGGUUUUGUCUGGGGGAUAUCGAACAUCAUUAUGGCUAUUUGCUUUCUUGCAAUGAUUGCCACUUCAUUUGUUGCCUAUCACAUUGGCUACAUUGGCCAUGAACAACCUCCUGCUGGGAUCGUCAUUGCUGCUGUGUUAAUCUUUACAAUUUUGGGCAUCCCCUUGGCAAUAACUUACAGUGUCCCAUAUGCGUUGAUUUCCAUACGUAUCGAGUCCUUGGGCCUAGGUCAAGGCUUAUCUUUGGGUGUACUCAAUUUGGCUAUAGUCAUCCCACAGGUAAUAGUGUCUGUUGGCAGUGGACCAUGGGACCAACUAUUUGGCGGUGGGAAUUCACCAGCACUUGCAGUUGGAGCAGCUGCAGGUUUCAUUGGCGGAAUUGUAGCCAUCUUGGCUAUCCCGCGAACAAGGAUUCAGAAGCCCAUCCCUCUCCCAUAACAUCCUCUCUCUUUUUUUGCUAUAAAAUAGACGAGAGUGGUAUGUGUGAAGGCAUGGUGGAAGAUUAGCAAGGAGAUGCACCGCUUAUUUGUGCGAUCCUUGUUUCAUUCGUGCAUUGGCUUCUCGUGUGACUAACUUAGCUGCUGCAGCGUCUAGGACCUAACUCCUUCUUGCUUUGAGGCUAUGAUCCUUGUGCCCACGAGGAGCCAUAGGAGUUUACCCAACGAAAUAAUAACACAUCAUCCAGUUUGUGAGGCACAUGUUGGAAUCCCCCAAAUCGGGUUCUUCUCUGUUUCUUUGUUGUCUAUCUAAGGAUAUAUAGUUUACCCCGUACUUGUAAAUUGAAGUGAUACCCUCUGUACCAGUGGAGAGUUUGUAACGGAUGCUGAAAUUUCCGAAAAUGUUACAAGUUCUUUUUCCUGAAA